AUGUCUAUACGGAUUCUAUGUCUGCACGGCAGGGGGUCUAAUACCGAGAUCUUCCGGAUGCAAACGGCGGGCAUACGGAGCCAGCUAGAGCCAGAAUACGAGUUUGAGUUUGUGGAGGGCCGGUGGCCUCACUUGGAGGGGAACUGGUCUCUGCAUACAGUCGACUUUUCAAAGUCAAAUCUGUAUGGAUUCUACAAUAUGUUGGAUAUCGAGGAUAUUCUGGCCACCGAGAGCGAGCUGCGUCAGGUCAUAGAGGAACAUGGUCCAUUCGAUGGUUUGUUGGGAUACUCACAAGGUGGAUCAAUGGCUGCCCAAAUCGCCAUCCGGCUCCUCCUGGAGAACCCAUACGCCACACCCCAGGAGUUACCGAUCAAGUUCUUGGUGCUCAUCAACAGCGCCGUGCCGCCUUUCAUCAUGCCAUUGGAUGGGCAAGAGGUCACGGACAUACCGAUUGAAGAGUCGCCAAAGCUGCAGAUGCUCUUCGACGUCUUCAAGGCGAAUCCGGCUGAUCAUAUGGAAAAGGCGCGGCCAGCGAAGCUUGCCAACGGUCGACAGGUUCUUGCAAAUAACACGCACUACAUGACUUUUUUUGACGAGGCCUGGGAUGGCCACGUUCUUUCCAUGCCUUCGCUGCACAUUACCGGCGUGGGCGAUGCCCCAGAAUACGGCCAGCAACUGUUUGACAUUGCCGAGCCCAGCCAGGCGCAACGUAUUGGGCAUGUGUUCGGGCACGACUUUCCACGAGGGCUUGAUAUGAACAAGACCAUUGCCAGGUCGAUCAGGGAGAUGGCGGAGAAAGCUCUGUAG
Messenger RNA from Diaporthe citri, 807 nucleotides. RefSeq lists its product as uncharacterized. The transcript has 5 exons. Lineage: Eukaryota; Fungi; Ascomycota; Sordariomycetes; Diaporthales; Diaporthaceae. Gene Ontology annotation, cellular component: cytoplasm; nucleus. Bases 1 to 807 code for a protein of 268 amino acids. The record is from RefSeq and is a predicted model, not a curated record.